GUAUUUAAUGUUUAUAUUCGAAACGGAUUAGAACCACACGGUAGAGGGUUCACCUAGUAUAUGUUCAUAUUCGGAACGGAUUUUAUCUGCUGUGAAUCUGUUGUUUGCGAUGUAUAUAUAGAUAUAGAUAUACAUAGAUAUACAUAGAUAUAUAUAUAGAUAGAGGUAAAUAUAUUUAUUUAUAUAUAUAUAUGUGUGUGUGUGCGUGUGUGUGUGUGUUCACAACGAGUGGCAGAUAAACUUGCGUAAUGGGGGAUGUUGCGAAUGCUCGGGCGGUCCCAGAGAUCAUUGAGAAUACUCUGACCGAGUCCUUGGAAAUCCGAACAAGGGGUCUAUCGCGUGUGACAGGUCUUGGCCCACCCGAUCUAUGUCAGUACACUAAGGUCCAAGAGAAAACACAAUCGCUACUGCGCUCCAAUCCCGUCGGGCCUUCUGUGCUAGGAUGCUUCCACUUUGUAUACGGCGUUGACUGCAGUUCUCCUGCGGCCGUGGCUGCGUACUUCAACACACUCGUCAAUGACCUGCGCAAGGCCGCUGUCAAUACUAAAGCGUCUUGGCGCAUCCAGAGCGGUACGUACUGUUGCUAUAACGCGUUUGCCGGUGUGGAUGUACGCGUGGAGGUGACUAUGCCGGGCACGGUCAAUGCGUACGUGCUGGACAAUCAGGGACGUAGAUAUGGAUGUGAUGAGCGCAUGUGGCAGGAGGUGCAGCUAUGCUCUGUUCUGCGGUAUGUAGAAAAGCCGUCACCAUUUGAUGUGCCGAUAUUCGGUCUCCGCACAUUUCAUCCUUUCAAACGACCCGGAGACGAGAGAGCUUUCCUGAAGACGGCAACGGAACUCUUCUGGGACGCACAUGCACUGGGCACAGACGAAUUGACAGCCAAUGUGACGAAUGUCAACAACAAACUAACGCAAGGCGUGAAGAAGUACUUUCUUAAUUCGCUCAGAUACCAUCAGUGCAUGUCAUUCUUCCUGCUGCUCGCGCGACAGGACACGGAGCUGGUCUGUGUGCUGACCGAAAUUCAGCACUUCUUCCAACAAACUGCAUCUGCGUUAGUGCUGGUUUCGGACCAUCUACUGACGAAUAAUACGUCAAGUGCUUGUGUGCUCAAGCAGUCGCAGUUGCUGUUGGACCGUGGAAACGUGGCUGAUUCGCUCACACUCGCGAAACGCGCUGUGGAUAUGGCUCCAGCCCAGGCUCAGGUUUGGAUUCACCUCGCUAAGACAUACGUAGCAGACAGACAGUUCGACCUCGCCCUGGUCGCCUUAAACGUAGCUCCCAUGUCGCACGGCCUGGACGUGUGUGUGCCUGACAUACCCGACUUCAUCCCGUCUGCCAAUGUGAAUGAGGUUCUGAGAGAUAUGGUUGAUGAGGAAUCCGAGGGGGACCAGACCCUGGCGUCUCUGCCUGCCAGCAACUUACGGGGCACGUUUGUGGAGGCGUAUGCUGUACUGACCAGUGUACUCAAUAUUAUUUCGUGGGACGAGCUACUCGCUCACCGAACACAAGUGUUCCUGAUGGAGGAUGAGUACGCACGAAAUAAAGAGGAGGUCCAAAGUAGCAGCAAAUCUGAGUCCGAUGUCAAGGCUGAAGAAAACGAAGGCAAAGACACGGAUAAGCAGUCGGAAGUGCCUGCCACCGCUAACGAUACGACUGCGAAUGACACCGACGGCAAAACAGACGAAGACGAUGCAACGCCCACGCCCACGUCUGACACCGAGAAGGACAGCGCAGACGAGCCCAAGGGCAAGGACGGAGUGAGCGAAGCAGCUGAUAUGGCCGACGAUGAGGUUUCGCAGCCCACUGCCGCGUCACCUACUCCACCGGAGGCAAACUACACUGGCACAAAGCGCCUGCUUGAGCGGUGGCUGGAUCAGCUCUUCACUGCACUCUACCAGGACCUGAUGUGCAGUGUCAUUUGGAACGCUCAGGAGCAACACGCCAUCAAGACUGGCUCGCGAGUGGAGCACACAAUCGGUGACCUACUGAGAUACGGAUACCUGGCCAAUCGAUUGGGCAAGAAGGAGGACGCCAUCAAAGCAUUCCAGCAGUGCACUUCGCAAGGUUUCUGUCUAAGAGGGCUGCUAGCUAUAGUUGAUAUGUACGCCGACGAUGGAUUUGUCGAAGAAACUCUCGCUACAGUCGAUGCUAUCUGCCAGUUCUACGAACUAAAUACCGACUAUGAGAUUCCGGUAUCCGUGCACCAGGCCGUGUACAAGCUAAUCCGAAAACACGGCGUUGCUAUGCUGAACCAACUUGGUGGCAAAUGGGUCACCCGUAGUCCCCAUGUGAAGCGCAUAAUCGACAACGGUGUGAGCUGGGCUGUUACUGGGCACGACCAGUAACCGAUCAGCAAGGACGCUCCUGCACUCAAACGAAUAGUAGAUGGAGUAUAGAAUUUGAUACGAAUAAAGAGAAAACAUGGAAGGACUAC
Messenger RNA from Sphaeroforma arctica JP610, 2434 nucleotides. RefSeq lists its product as hypothetical. Gene Ontology annotation, molecular function: protein binding. Lineage: Eukaryota; Ichthyosporea; Ichthyophonida. Gene Ontology annotation, biological process: Golgi to plasma membrane transport. The record is from RefSeq and is a predicted model, not a curated record. The coding region runs from base 249 to 2345 and encodes 698 amino acids. The transcript has 12 exons. Gene Ontology annotation, cellular component: exomer complex.